Molecule: messenger RNA, 743 nt
Organism: Malaya genurostris
Lineage: Eukaryota; Metazoa; Arthropoda; Insecta; Diptera; Culicidae
Gene: BCAS2
Product: pre-mRNA-splicing factor SPF27
Exons: 2
Coding region: 67-717 (216 amino acids)
Biological process (GO): mRNA processing
Cellular component (GO): precatalytic spliceosome; Prp19 complex; catalytic step 2 spliceosome
Source: RefSeq, a predicted model, not a curated record
CAAUUGAAAAUAGUUCGAUUCGUACGGAGCUUGUGAAAUUUGGAAAAUAAUAUUAAAUAGCAUAACAUGGCUGGCGAAGUGCUCGUUGACGCUCUUCCUUAUAUUGAUCUAGGGUAUGACGAUCCUGGAGUACGUGAAGCGGCUAUUGCAAUGGUUGAAGAGGAAUGUCGUCGUUACAGACCAACUAAAAACUAUCUUGAACAUCUGCCAACGCCUAACACGAUUGGUUUUGAAACGGCAUUAAUGUCGGCUGAGUUUGAAAGAAUACAAUCACGUCUGCCAAUGGAACCGCUAAGUAUGAAACGCUAUGAACUGCCUCCACCACCAGCAGGAAAAAUGUCAGAAGUGUCGGCCUGGUCGGAGAGUGUAGACAAUUCGAUGGCUCAACUAGAGCAUCAAGCCGUUCGUGCUAUGAAUCUUGAAUUAAUGAUGGAAUAUGGAUGCGAGAUGUGGAAAUCUUAUCUUGAGGUGCUUACGGCGAUGCAGGCAAAAGCUCAAACUAGACUGGAGGCAAUUAAAAAAGAAAUUCAAGACGUGAAUUGGAAACGGAAAUCAAAACAAACCCAGGGAGGCGAGAAACUACGAUCCCUUGAAGCCCAGUGGGUCAUGCUAGUAUCGAAAAAUUACGAAAUUGAGCAAGCUUGUGCUAAACUGGAGGAAAGGAUAUACCUGAAGAAACUUGAAAAAGGUUUAUUGCAAGGAGUAGAUGACGAAUGAAAUAUUAAAUAAAAAGAAUAAUUUUA